ACACUAUGUUCAAGUCCUCCUUGUGGGGUGCGGGUGACAAACCCAGAUUCUCCUUACACAGAUUACAAGGCCCCAUCACAGCAGAGGCAUUCAGAUUUCCCAGUUUCAAACUUUGCCAUCAGGCACUAAUUCUUACCCAAGCAGCACAGGGGCUCAUUCCCGUGUGCUGCAGAGCCACCAGCUGGCUCCAGCUGGGAGCAGAAUAGGCUGCUUCUUUACCCCUUCUCAACAUACUGCAGAUUCCCUAAAGAGCAAUUGCCAACUCUUGUGGCAGCCAGGAAUACUUGGCGUACGCCGUCUACUAAAUUGAAACAUGACCCCCUUCUACACACCAGCCUCGGUCUGUCUGCGAUAACUCGAAACACUGAGCAGCAGGCAACCCCAUCAACAGCCAGGUCGGAUUAGGGGAGGGAUUUUGAAUUUAUUGGGAGUCAAUUUAUUGAAAAUGAUGCUUUCCUGCCUUUUACAAUAUUAAAAGCCAGGUUCAAUCUAGGCCCUAAGAAGGGGUGGCAAUAUAUCCAGUGUAACCAUGUCAUCUCCCAGCUGUUUGGCCCGAUGUCUGCGGUAUCCCUGACCCACAGAAACUGCUUUCAUUUCUCCAACACCUAUGGCAACACUGUGCACGCACCGGGCCAGCCAAAAAAAGGAAUGGGAAGAGGAACAAGGCCAAUUACUUCCUGCUAACCAAUGGAAACACAUUUUAGCCAGUGUUCUGAGCUGCUCCUUUGAGCUCUGUGUACCAUUCAUCCAGCAGAAAAUCACAUGGAGGAUGCAUUGGAGCCCUCUCCAGCUGUUCAAAACAGGUGCUGCUAAGUCAGAUUGAUGUUGGUGCCUUGAUGCAGCUGGUGGGAAUGCACCUAGAUCUGCGGUUUUGAGCAGGACUAAACUGCAGGGUUAAUUUUUUUCCUAUCAACUACAAUUGUAUUACAAGCUAAAUACGUAAUUUUAAACCCAAUGGAUGUUCACUGGAAGCUGAAUAAAUCUGAAAAACUUUGGCUCAGGAGAGCACUAACAAUUGCUAAAAGACCAGUACUCCAAAAAUGGGAAUCCAAAAAGCAACCAACAAUUGGAGACUGGAGCACAGACGUCAUAAGGUUGACCACCCUGGAAAUGCACCUGCCCCCCUUCUUUACCAUUUCCUUCCCUCUCCGUCUCCAGCCCCCUCCUCUGAAUUUUGCUUCUAUUCUUUGCCUUAUUUUAAUCAUUUUUCUUUAACUAUUGGAUUUUUAUAAGUAAAACAUGUUUGUAAAUUCUGCAAUACAAAUCAGUGAGUUAUCCGCUAACCAUUCGUAUUAUAUAUACUAAACUGUUUAAAGCAUAGCUCAGGUUAGGUAGCAUGUGGUUAAUAUAAUAUAAGACGUGUGUGUGGUCUGAGAAGUUGGUGUAUAUUUAGUGAUGUUUCUUUUUCCUAUAUAUAUUAUUUUUAAAAUGAAUAAAAAGUUAAUAGAAAAAUAACAAUAAUCAUAGCUUUUAUGUCCUUUACUUUAGGAGGGAUUGAGGAGUGUCCCUUAAAUAGUUUGGGGGCUGUCUAGGGAUACUCACCGUGUUCUGUGGUUUUGGAGUGAGCUAGGCACAGCAGUGUGUGUAUAUUCAGUAAACAUGGUUACCUGGAACCCAGCUGUGCCUGUGGGUCUCUUCGUGUGAUAAGAUUGUCAUUGUUGUGAAAAGCCCAAAAGGCCCAGUGUUGUGUUUUGAGGCGGGUUUGCAGAAGAUAGGAUAUGAAACAAUCAUGCUGAAGGCAGCUCCUCCCCUACACUAGUGAAGUAACAGCAAGUUAUGACUCAAAUCUCAGCCCUUCGCAGCCACUCAGUUUUUCCUACAGUCAGCACAACGACACCCUGACAUCAGCUGCCCAGCGCGCUGGAAAUUCCCUCGCAAUCUCCCUCCGCUUUGCCCCUGAAGGCCUAUAAAAAGACAGAUCGUCCUUGGGUGCAGCAUCAGACAGAGAAGGAGUGCUCAAGAGUCCCUGGUCUGCUUCUGCUCCUGACGCUCGUCCUCACCCAACAGCAACAUGAAGGUCUCCGUGGCUGCCCUCGCCGUUCUCCUCAUCGCUGCCUUCUGCUCCCUGACCUCCUCUGCCCCAAUUGGCUCCGAUCCCCCGACUGCCUGCUGCUUUACCUACACGUCCCGGAAGAUCCCACGCGGAUUGGUGGUAGAUUAUUAUGACACCAACAGCAUGUGCUCCCAGACGGCCAUAGUAUUUAUCACCAAGAAGGGCCGUGAAGUCUGUGCUAACCCCAAAGAGGACUGGGUUCAGGAGUACGUGACCCAUUUGGAACUGAACUGAGCAGAGCGGGGGACAGACCAGGGACCAAGCCUUGCCCAGCAAUGAAAGUGUUAAUGAUCAAAGGGCACCCUUCCUGCUGGUGCAUCUAGUGUUAGUGCCACUUGCUGACUUAGCGGAAAUAACCUGACAUAUAUAAACGUAUUUAAAAUAUUAUUUCACUCUAUUUAAGAAAUUUAAUUUGCACUGAACUCUGAGCUAAAUAGUGUACUAUUUAUGGAUUAGUACACGGGGGUUUGGGGGCAGGUCACAUGACAUGGCUCCAUUCACAGCUCAAAUGUGAAGAUUAUUUAAUAUAUUUUAUAUCAAACAGAACAUUUCUUGUAAUAUUGAGCUAUGUGAUUUGAUGGAGUGCUGAACGUAGAUUAUGAAGAAUAAAUAUUUUUAUAUGAA
Molecule: messenger RNA, 2677 nt
Organism: Gopherus flavomarginatus (Mexican gopher tortoise)
Lineage: Eukaryota; Metazoa; Chordata; Testudines; Testudinidae
Product: C-C motif chemokine 4-like
Exons: 3
Coding region: 2012-2287 (91 amino acids)
Biological process (GO): neutrophil chemotaxis; monocyte chemotaxis; G protein-coupled receptor signaling pathway
Cellular component (GO): extracellular region
Molecular function (GO): chemokine activity; CCR chemokine receptor binding
Source: RefSeq, a predicted model, not a curated record